AUGGUCGCGACUAUUUCGCCGCACCGGGACUCCGGUGGCACCCUUCAUCUCUCAUCGCACUCAGGCAUCCAUCACGUCGAUGCCAGCUCUGCUAUCCGCCAACUGAGGCGCUCACUUUCGCGCUCUCCAUCGAAGAGCUCUAACUUCUUUUUCAACCCGCGUACUCAGUCCCCCUCCAAAUCCACCUACAUCUCUUCUCCCUUGUCACCUUCAAGACGCGCGUCACAGAACAACUUCGUUCUUUUCCCUCAUCAGUCACCGCUCGCUGUGCCUUAUCCGCCCAGCGCAAAAAUAAGUAGGCCGGCCAUGCGUCGACGCACGUCACCCCGCAGUCCAGCCAAACGCGUCCUGAGCGUUUCGACGGACGGUGGCAACGCGACUCCAACCCAACCUGUCUCGUUCCCCCCAGGCGAGGAGAAUGAUUUGACCCUCGAUGACCUUGUCCCGUCGGGUCAGAGUACCACUCCAGACAGCCCUUGUUUUAUCAACACUUCUGCGCCUCUGACUGAAUCGACUUUUUCCCCGCGACCGACCUUGUCGCGUAUCGAAAAGCGACGAAGUGGCACUUUUGGCACAAUUGCAACUGGCAGUCCCCUGAAGCGCAGUGACGGAAUUAUGAACUUGGAUCAAGCAUCGCGAGGUAGCCCUGCUGCAAAGCGACGCAGCGUGCAUAUGCCCAAUAUGUCAACCGAAUUCAGCAUUUUUGAUAACGAAGUCGAGAAUACGACUCCGGAGGGGUCUCCAUCUGCAAACGUGAUUCCCUCUUUCCCCACGCCAGUUCAACCCUAUAGUCCAUUUGCGACGAUACCCAAGCGUUCGUCUUCUCUGCGACGCUCGACUCUUCAGCAGCGUGGAGAGCGGCCUCUAUUUGGGCGACCCAAGGCGAUGGAGGAUUCAGCAGAGGCAUCGCCGCCUGGUACACCAUUAUCUGUCAGGCCGCGAAAGUCAUUUGAUAGCAGCCUAUUCCAGCCAGGCAGCGAGAACAUAUUCUCUCCUAGACCUCCAGCCAGCCCUCUCUUUUCUUCAAACACACCUGCUGACCUUCCGGCCAACCCCACCAUCUACACUACUCAACCUCCCCGACCCGCUGCUCAUCCUCUCUCUCGCACCAUCACUCAAUCCUCUUCAGGAUCCAGCCUCGAUGAUUCUCCGACUCAUGAACCGGUUCAUAAGCCGGAAGUCCGACGACCAAUGUUUAAUUUCUCCAAAUCUCUCCCUGCCGGGGCUACUCGUCCGGCUCCGGUGCGCAAGAUCACUCAAGAGAACUCAUCGGAAACAUUCGCUACCCCAGACAACUACAAGCUAGUGAAGCCCCUCCCGGCGGCAUUCAUGUCCACCGGUCUCAUUUCCAAGAAGAAUCGCAAUGCGGAGGAAAAUCUUGGUUUCAGCAAGAACAUGCCCGACACACCGUGCAAGCGACCUGUGAAUAUUUUCACCGCUGGGCCAAAUCCCGCGGAUCGACUGUUCGAUAAGUCUCGUCUCUCUCAGCAAUCAGAUGCCGGUUUCGCCUCGCCAUUCAACGCUCCUCCCACCAGCUCGCGUCCCAAGCCAAGUCCCUUCGCUCGAGGCAUGGGGAUCUUUGGCGGCAGUUUCAAUCGCCCUGAAGCCUCGCGCCGUGGAAGUUUCGCCAGCAUCGAUGGCGACGAACUCAUCCUCGCCCAAUCGCCCUCGUCCCGACAUGACAGCCAGCCUCUGAAUGACGAUUUCCCUCCUACCCCCACUAAACAACCUUUCCUCCCGUCCCGCACCUUCCCUCCCUCUACCUCUCAUCUGUCCAUGGAACGACUGUCUGAGACGGCGAGCCCGUUACACGACAAGUUUUUGCAGGCAUCCCCUCAUACCCCCCGCGAUAAAUACUUCCCUCCUGACCCAAGUGGUCUAUCGAUCUCUGUACCGAAUGACCGCCAUUCAGUGCAGGAACACGAACUUCCCGCAACUCCAACCGGCCCGCGUGACUCUUGGGCAUCGUUCAGACGCCCCAGUCUUCAAAUCAGUGGCUAUCAUGCUCCAGACGUGGACCCAACUUUGACCUCCCGCUUUGACAAUGUCGAGCUGAUUGGGACUGGCGAGUUCUCUGAAGUCUACCGUGUUGCAAAUCCUCAUGACGCCUCCUUCCCAUCUGUGUUCUCUCUCCCAUCCAGCGAACCCAAAUCGCCGUCCUCACUACCACACCAGGUGUGGGCUAUCAAGAAGAGCAAACAGCCUUAUAUGGGAUUGAAGGAUCGUGAGCGCCGAAUUCGCGAGGUUGAUAUCCUCAAAGCUUUGACAAACUGUGACCAUGUUGUCUCAUUCAUGGAUAGCUGGGAGAGCAAUGGGCAUUUGUACAUUCAGACAGAGUUCUGCGAAGAGGGUAGCUUGGAUGGCUUCCUGACCCAAGCCGGCCUGAAGGCCCGCCUUGAUGAUUUCCGCAUUUGGAAGAUUCUCCUCGAGAUGUCUUUGGGGCUGAAACAGAUCCACGAUGAAGGGUUCAUUCAUCUUGACCUGAAGCCUGCCAACAUCCUGGUUACCUUUGACGGGACCUUGAAGAUUGGUGAUUUUGGCAUGGCAACCCGCUGGCCUGCAGAGGAUGGCAUUGAGGGUGAAGGUGAUCGCGAGUACAUUGGACCCGAGAUCCUUAUGGGCCAGUUCGACAAACCUGCUGAUAUCUUCUCACUCGGACUCAUCAUUUUUGAGAUCGCCGGAAACGUGGAACUUCCCGACAACGGAGCGUCUUGGCAAAAACUCCGCAAUGGCGAUAUGAGCGACGUGCCCAGCCUUACCUGGAGCUCGGAGAGCAGCAUCUUCCGCGAUGCAUCUGGAAAUCCUAUCUCCGAAGAGACGUCUUUUGAGGAGCUUUGUACCUCCGACCUUGGUGGCAACGUACUCAAUGGUGACUUCUUGACAAGUCGUCAAGUGAAUAACCCCAAACCACAGCGACUCGCAAGGAGCGGCGAACUGAUUGAUCCGCCUGAUUUUAUGGUCAAUGCCAAUCACCCCCACGCGUUGGAUGGCAUUGUUCGAUGGAUGAUCUCACCCGAACCCCAGAACCGACCCACGGCCGACCAGGUCUUGGAGACUUAUGGGGUCCAAUUCAUCAACCAGCGACGUCGCGCAGGCGCCACCGUCUUUGAGGGUAACUGGGGCCCCGCUGACGAGAUUUUGGCCGAAGACGCCGAGAUGAUCGACGUGUAA
This is a messenger RNA of Penicillium bovifimosum, 3171 nucleotides long. RefSeq names its product tyrosine protein kinase SWE1. The transcript has a single exon. Lineage: Eukaryota; Fungi; Ascomycota; Eurotiomycetes; Eurotiales; Aspergillaceae. Gene Ontology annotation, molecular function: ATP binding; protein kinase activity. The record is from RefSeq and is a predicted model, not a curated record. Gene Ontology annotation, biological process: protein phosphorylation. Bases 1 to 3171 code for a protein of 1056 amino acids.